This is a messenger RNA of Lontra canadensis (Northern American river otter), 734 nucleotides long. It is a transcript of the gene CUNH13orf46, whose product is annotated as chromosome unknown C13orf46 homolog. The record is from RefSeq and is a predicted model, not a curated record. NCBI's taxonomy places the organism in Eukaryota, Metazoa, Chordata, Mammalia, Carnivora, Mustelidae.
AUGUCACAGGGGCCACUUGGCAACGGGGGCCCCCUGGCCACACCGGGCAGCUCAUCCGACGGAGGCCGGAAGCCAUGCUCUCCAUCUGACGUGCGCUGGGGAGCCCGCGUCCCUCUUCUUUCCAAAAACCUAACAGAGGGGAGAAGGAUGGAGAAGGACGCGGCCACACACAGGAGGCACCGGCCAGGCCCCGGGGUCCCUGCUUCAGGGGUGGCCCCUGGACACCUCAAGGCAGCCAGCGAGAUGGCCGAGCUCCAGAGGAGCAGGAGCAUGGGCGGCCUGCACCAAAAGGGGGACCCUCCGAGCUGCAUCAAGAAGUUGUCCAAGGAACCGGAGUCCGAAGACCAGGGAAAGGACCCGCGGAGUGACACUGAAGAUGCCGGCUGUCAGGCAGACCCAGAGGAAGACACGCAGGAAAAGCACCAGGACGCCCGGGGAAAGUUGGACCCAGACGGUGGAAGGACAGAGCCAGAGGAACCAGAGUCUGUCAAGGUGGACGACCGUCCCGGAAAAGAGAAACCAUCUGUGUUUGUGGAGAUUGAUCUGGGAGACCAUGCCGAGGAGGUGGUCACAGGUGCCAUGAGAGAAGAGAAGCGGUCCCAGAUGGACAUGGGGGAUUUGUCAGAAGAUGAGACCAGGACCAGCUGGGUGUGCUGCAUCCCCUACUCCACCAGAAGGAAGGCGAAGGAGAGCGUGUAGCCGCCGUGGACAAGGGCACCGCGAACCACCCAGGU